AUGCAAAUCAAACAAAUCAUUUCAUUAGGUGCUUUAGCUAUUUCAACUCAAGCUGCUGUCAUAAAUCAUGAAGUCGUUAAUGAUAAAAGAACCGACACAGUCACUGUAGCUGCUGAUAUUCCAGGUGUUCUUGAUUUAGGUGUUGGUGUUGGAGCUGAUGUUUCUUUAAAAACAAGAGAAGCUAAUGAAAAAAGAUUAAUUGAUUUAUCAGCUGAAGUUGUUGCUCAAAUAGCUGACUUAUUAGGAUUAGAUGUUGGUUUGAAUGUUACUGCAAAAAGAGAAAUUGAUGAACAAAAAAGAUUAUUAGAUUUAUCAGCUGAAGUUGCAGCUCAAAUUGCUGACUUAUUAGGAUUAGAUGUUGGUUUGAAUGUUACUGCUAAAAGAGAUGACACUGUUGUUGCUGAUAUUGGUGCUGAUGUCUUAGGAUUAAUUGAUUUAGGUGUAGGUGUUGAUGCUGAUAUUGCUUUAAAAAAAAGAGAAGCUAAUGAAAAAAGAUUAAUUGAUUUAUCUGCUGAAGUUGCAGCUCAAAUUGCUGACUUAUUAGGAUUGGAUGUUGGAUUAAAUGUUACAGCUAAAAGAGAUGACACUGUUGUUGCUGAUAUUGGUGCUGAUGUCUUAGGAUUAAUUGAUUUAGGCGUUGGUGUUGAUGCUGAUAUUGCAUUAAAAAGAAGAUCAGAAAAUGCUUCAAUUAUUGAAAAAAGAUUAAUUUCAUUAUCAGCUGAUGUUGUUGCUCAAAUUGCUGGUUUAUUAGGUUUAGAUGUUGGUGUUGAUGUAAAUGCUAAAAGAGAUGAUAAAAUAGCUGCUACUGUUGCUGCUGAUAUUGCUCAUCUUAUUGACUUAGGAGUUGGUGUUGGUGCUGAUAUCAAUUUAAAAAGAGAUAUUUCAGUAUCUGCUGAAGUUAUUGCUAAAAUUGCUAAAUUAUUAGGUUUAGAUGUUGGUGUUGAUGCUGAUGUUGCUCUUUAA
This is a messenger RNA of Lodderomyces pseudojiufengensis, 963 nucleotides long. RefSeq lists its product as uncharacterized. The transcript has a single exon. The coding region runs from base 1 to 963 and encodes 320 amino acids. NCBI's taxonomy places the organism in Eukaryota, Fungi, Ascomycota, Pichiomycetes, Serinales, Debaryomycetaceae. The record is from RefSeq and is a predicted model, not a curated record.